Loa loa (African eye worm) is the source of this 379-nucleotide messenger RNA. RefSeq lists its product as hypothetical. The record is from RefSeq and is a predicted model, not a curated record. The transcript has 2 exons. The annotation marks the transcript as partial. Lineage: Eukaryota; Metazoa; Nematoda; Chromadorea; Rhabditida; Onchocercidae.
AUGGAGGAGGGACCGGAGCCUCAGAAGCCGAAAUUUAACAUAGAGGAGGCAAAGUGGGCUCUUCUACCUGAAAGUGAUGAUGAAGCCAAGGAUUGGCUAGCGGAAGUGGAUGGGCUUCUCUAUCAGAUGAUAGCGAAGAAAGCUCUGAAGUGCCGGUGGUACCAGUGGAAACAAAUGGCAUUGAGGAGCCGGAGGGAGAUCGUCUUAACGAUCAGAGUCCCGAUUCCAGCUACGCAUAUAACAUUGGCUGCGGUGAUGCCGGAACCAUUUCACCUAAGACCUAAGAGACCUUCCAGAACUCAGACGAGAGUUAGAAGUACUGCAGACGAAGCCAUAUACGGUGGUUCGAGCGGGAAGAAAAAUAUUUUCUUCAGCAUCG